Messenger RNA from Impatiens glandulifera, 565 nucleotides. RefSeq lists its product as uncharacterized. Bases 100 to 522 code for a protein of 140 amino acids. NCBI's taxonomy places the organism in Eukaryota, Viridiplantae, Streptophyta, Magnoliopsida, Ericales, Balsaminaceae. The transcript has 2 exons. The record is from RefSeq and is a predicted model, not a curated record.
GAAGCUACAGUUCUCUAUUCUCUCUCUAUCUCUUCCAAAUUUCCAAUCCUCUGUUCAUCCAUCCGCCGUUGAUAUAGAAAAGAAAGAAACAGAGAGAGAAUGGGCGCCAUGACUACAAGUUGCUACCUGAAUCUCACGCCCCCAACUAAACCACUUUCAAACAAGAUUAUUAUAACCCAAGUUUCAUGGCCAAACAAAGAUUGGAGCAAACGAUGGGCGAUCGGAGUUGCAUCCGUAAUAAUAAGUCUUGAAAUAAUGGGUAAUGUUGAAGAUGGAUCUAGAAUUACAGCCGUAGCAAUGGCUAAGGAAGAGACGGAAACGACGGCGCCGGCGCCGGCGAUUGGUAGGAGAUGGAGCGAAAAAAGGAUGUGUCCUUCAUGGAAGAGUAAUUCACUUGAGAUUAUAGUACCGGAAAAUCUCCCUAGGCCGUUUACUCGCCGGAGAUGGGAGGCCGUCGGUUAUGUCCACCGCUCUUCACUUAAAGAUGCCGACGCCUCCGUUAGUAGCUGUUUUAAAAUGUAAAACUUGUAUUAUUAUUAAUAUACUGUAAAUAAAAUAUGAAAUG